UGUACAAAAUGGAGAGAAAUGAGGUCACACAGCUUAUUCACAUCGCGAAAGCGGAGUACUACAAAACCGUUAUUACUGAAAAUAAACCCAGUACAAAAAGACUAUUUUCUGUAAAUCAAUCUUUGAUAAAGCCAAGAAGAAAAGUUAGCAUCCAGUCAUCGAAUGUCAAUGAAGAAAAAGCAAACGACUUUGCUGCCUUCUUUCUGAAAAAAGUGGAAGACAUAUGUUCUGCUCUAUCUGCCGGUGAACCAAGCGUAAUGCCUCUACAGUAUGAUCCACAGUUCCCAGGUCAAACACUAAAAGUCCUCAGACAUGUCACAGCCACAGAGAUCGACAGUCUCGUUGAGAAGGCAGCAAGUAAAACCUGCGCCUUGGACGUGUUACCAACAUCUGUGCUGAAGAACUGUAGUAAACUGUUCUCUCGACUCAGGUACAGUUCCUUCAUCCUUCAAAAGAGCACUUGUUACUCCUCUCAUAAAAAAGUGACAUUAGAUGAAACACUGCUGAACAAUUUUAGCCCGGUAUCCAAUCUCCCAUUUCUUGCUUAAGUUUUGGAAAGAAUUGUAUCCGUACGUCUCAGGGAGCAUCUUAAUCAUAACAGCCUUGGAGAAGAAUUCCAGUCUGCCUAUAAGAGGAAACACAGUACCGAGACUGCACUACUGUCUGUCGAAAAUGACAUCAUGCAUUCACUGGACAAUCAGGAAACAGUUCUCUUAGUUCUGCUAGACCUCUCUACAGCUUUCGAUACUGUUGACCAUGACAUAUUGCUUCAGAGAUUGGAACAAACAGUUGGUAUUGGCCGCUCUGCACUUCAGUGGUUCAGAUCGUACCUCACUGACAGAUACCUUCAAGUUCAAAUUGAUGGAUCCAGAUGACAAGAAUGUGAGCUGCGCUGUGGUGUCCCACAAG
Molecule: messenger RNA, 909 nt
Organism: Haliotis rubra (blacklip abalone)
Lineage: Eukaryota; Metazoa; Mollusca; Gastropoda; Lepetellida; Haliotidae
Exons: 2
Coding region: 9-548 (179 amino acids)
Source: RefSeq, a predicted model, not a curated record